GGUUUUCAGACAAGCUGUAGCCAUGCAGUCUGAGUCCAGAAACGAUAGACUGUCCUGAGGUUGCAGGCCUGUGUCGUCGAUGGCGUGUCUUGCCCAGCGGAUGCUUCCUCCUCCCCAGGCCCGUCCGUACAGGGUGUGCUCGCAGAACCGGCGCAGGAGGACAGGCUUCACGAGCACCUCUCUCGGAGACCUCCGGCAGCAGGUGGCCAGUUCCUUCGUGAUGGCGUGUCAGAUGCUCACACUGGUGCUGGAGGAUGAUGGGACAGUGGUCGACUCCGAGGCUUUUUUCCAGUCUCUGCCGGAUAACACUCCAUUCAUGGUCCUGGAGAAAGGGGAAGUCUGGACUCCUAGCAAACGGGUUAUGCCAAGUUUCCGACAACCGAGAAGAAGUGGGAUUGCCAAAUUGAGCUUUGACCUGUACAAGCUGAACCCAAAGGACUUUCUGGGCUGCCUGACUGUUAAAGCCACACUCUAUGACAUAUACUCACUCUCAUACGACGUCAAGUGUACCAGAGCCAAGUACUUUCUGAUGUCUUUACUGCGAUGUUUCAUGUACAUGGCCAAACUGACGGGUCAGGUUCUCCUGUGCGGAUCCUCGUAUGUGUUGCGGUUUCUUGGGGAAGAGGAAUGCUGUAGCUAAACGCCACAUCAGAUAGUGGGAAAAUAAUGAAUAGGCGACUGCACUUAUGUUUAGUUUUUGCUUACAUGCUUAGAAAAACAUCAGUAUUUUAUAUGGUUGGAAAAUAUCAUGUUUAACAUGGAAGAACUGCUUAUUGAGAGGGUGAUAACAUUAAAUGUGUGUGAAUCUGUACUGCGAAUAAAAAAAAUGAACUAUAAAGAACAGCUUAUUAUUGUCAUCUUUUAUCAGGCUUGCUGAAAAGUGAUCUCCAGUUGAACUUGUUUUGAGACUGCAUUUUAAAAGGACUUUA
Pimephales promelas (fathead minnow) is the source of this 929-nucleotide messenger RNA. NCBI's taxonomy places the organism in Eukaryota, Metazoa, Chordata, Actinopteri, Cypriniformes, Leuciscidae. The record is from RefSeq and is a predicted model, not a curated record.